AUGUCCAUCCUCGCCCGUAUACCCAAGUCGCCCACCCAGCUGCCCAGAGCGGCACUCGCACUACAGGGAAGGAGACAUCGGUCUGCGCCUGCGUAUCCUGGGCAUAUCCCCCUCAACGCCUUCGAGAACGCAUUCCUUGCGGUCGGAUCGGGCAUCACAGCGCUUCUCAACCCUAGGCGGGGUGAUAUGGUCGCUGCGCUGGGAGAGACGACCGGUCAAUGCGCCUUACCAGGUUUAUUGGACAAGAUGCUCUCCUCCCCCGAAGGACGGCGUGUGCUCAAAGCCCGCCCACGAGUGAACACAGACACCGUCUCCCUCCCCUCCCUCCGCGCGUUGCCCGCAAACACCUUCGGCAACACGUACGUAUCCUGGCUCGACCGCACGGGCGUAACACCCGACACCCGCUCACAGGUACACUACAUCAACGACCCCGAACUCGCGUAUGUCAUGCAGCGUUACCGGGAGUGUCACGAUUUCUACCACACGCUGUUCGGCUUCCCCGUCAGUGUGCAGUAUGAGCUCGCGCUCAAGGUCUUCGAGGCUUUGCAUUUUGGACUGCCGAUGGCGUACAUGUCUGCCUUGCUUGGCCCGCUGAGGGUGAAGAGCGAACUUAAGGCUAUGCUCUUGAGGGACUAUGUGCCAUGGGCGAUGAGAGUCGCGGCGGAGUGCAAGCCGCUUAUUACGGUGUAUUGGGAAGAGAGAUGGGAGCAGGAUCUGGGGGAGCUCAAGGCCGAGCUUGGGGCUUGGGAUCCCCCUGUGGAGGCGAAGUGGGGAAAGAAGCUUACAGAGUCGGAUAGGGAGGCGGCAAGGAGGGCAAAAGCUGCUGCUGCUGAGAGCGCGGGGGACGCGUCUGUCUAGCAGCGCUUGAUCUUACUGU
This is a messenger RNA of Dacryopinax primogenitus, 877 nucleotides long. RefSeq names its product ubiquinone biosynthesis protein COQ4 mitochondrial. Gene Ontology annotation, cellular component: mitochondrial inner membrane; mitochondrion. Lineage: Eukaryota; Fungi; Basidiomycota; Dacrymycetes; Dacrymycetales; Dacrymycetaceae. The transcript has 2 exons. Bases 1 to 858 code for a protein of 285 amino acids. The record is from RefSeq and is a predicted model, not a curated record. Gene Ontology annotation, biological process: ubiquinone biosynthetic process.